GCUUUUCUGCUGGACCACUCUGCGGCGGUACCGGCAUUUCCGCUGUUCCACUAUCAUCCUGGCAGCAAGGCAAAAGGUCGACACACCAGAAUUGUCCAAAUCCACUGGUAUUCAGCAGCUACAUCCGUAACCGUACAGUUACAAAGCACUUUCAUGAGGCCGCGGCAAAGGCCUGGCACCCCAGUAAUGAUCCCUUCGUACAAAGCCAUCUUGCGGGUGGGAGGACAACCCGUCGCGGGCAAAACGCAAAGAAAAAGAUACAGGGCAGAGAUCGGCAGGCAACGCGUCCAACUUUUGCCGCUCGGGGAUGGAAACGUCACGCUGGCUGCACACACACACACGCACACACGCCUUCUGGAAGGUAUCGACGGCGCCGCCGCCGCCGCCACCACCUCCCAUAGAAGUCGCCUGUUGACGAGUCCCGGCCGGACUGGAGGCUGUUGA
Molecule: messenger RNA, 444 nt
Organism: Colletotrichum costaricense
Lineage: Eukaryota; Fungi; Ascomycota; Sordariomycetes; Glomerellales; Glomerellaceae
Exons: 2
Source: RefSeq, a predicted model, not a curated record